AUGUUUCUUUGUCGGCGGCAGUUUCCGGAGGUCAGGACCCCAGAGUUGUUGGCAAAGCUGGUUGAUGUGGUAUCCAGCUCAGGGGGUUCAAACCGGAAUACCACCACUUUAGCCACACAAGCCGGUUCUAGUUCCCGGCCUGCCGUUGCUUCUUCCUCCGUCCCUGUCUACCAGCCGGUGGUCCAAGCUGUCGCCUCCCCGUCUUUUGCUGUUGAUCUCAAUGGCAGCGUUGGUGAAGAUGUACGUUCAAGGGAAAAUCUGCCGGACGAUUUACUCGGCGUUGCACCGCUUGGCGUUGGAGACGGAGUGUUGGGUGAUGCAGAUGAGGAUGACGUCGAGCCGGAUAUGAUUGACGAUGACAGCGGCGAUGAUAUUGGAGCGACUGAGCCUGCAUUGGCGGCGGGUGGUUCUAGCACUGGCACACAGCAGUAUCCACCACAUUUUUCCUCUUUGGACUUGGAUGCCAUGAGGCAGGAGGGGGUUUCUGGGCACUCUGUUGGAUUCGGAGCUAGAGAUGCGGAAGGGACUGCUGGUCUGACAGAGUUCCAGGUUGGUCAGCAAUUUCAAGAUAAAGAUGAGGCCCUUCUAAGUGUGAAGACUUACAGCAUCCGGCGAGGGGUACAGUACAAGGUAGUGGAGUCCGAUCAUCGCCGGUAUAUGGGCAAGUGUUCCGAGUUUGGGAAUGGGUGCACAUGGUUGAUUCGGCUGAGUCUGCGGAAGCGCAAGGGCAUUUGGGAGGUCAAACGGUACAAUGGACCUCACACUUGCCUGGCCACAUCCAUCUCGAGUGACCACAGGAGUUUGGAUUAUCAUGUGAUUUCGGAGUUCAAUAUGCCAAUGGUUAGGGCUGAUGCAUCCGUCAGCAUAAAGGUGCUCCUGAACGCCACCGCAGCACACUUUGUGUUUAGGCCGACUUACAGGAGGGUCUGGAUGGCAAAGCAGAAGGCUAUUGCCCUCAUCUACGGUGAUUGGGAUGAGUCAUACAACGAGAUACCUAGGUGGGUGUUGGGUGUCCAGCUGACGAUGCCUGGUACUGUUGCAGUCCUAAGGACGAGCCCCGUUCGAGUUGGAGGACAGGUGGACGAGUCUCAAGCGUAUUUUCAUAGACUUUUCUGGACUUUUCCACCUUGCAUCGAGGCAUUCCGCCAUUGCAAGUACGGGGGAACGUUGCUCAUCACAAUUGCACAGGACGGGAACUCCAACAUUCUACCUGUUGCAUUCGCACUAGUAGAGGGUGAGAAUGCUGAGUCCUGGACAUUCUUUCUCUCCCACCUUCGUCAGCACGUGACACCGCAGCCGGGUCUGCUGGUUAUGUCGGACAGGCAUAACGGCAUCAAGGCUGCGCUAGAGGCUCCUGAUGGAGGUUGGUUACCUCCAUCUGCAUACCGCGCAUUCUGCAUUCGACACGUAGCUGCUAAUUUUGCCCUAACCUUCAAGGGCAAAGAUGCACGGAGGCUUCUUGUGAAUGCGGCGUAUGCCAAGACCGAGGUUGAGUUUGAUUACUGGUUUGAUAUACUGCGGUCUGAAGACCCGGCGAUGUGUGAGUGGGCGAACCGGAUUGAUUAUUCAUUGUGGACUCAGCAUCGUGAUGAGGGUCGGAGAUUCGGUCACAUGACGACGAAUAUCUCGGAAUGUGUGAACUCAAUCCUGAAGGGUGUCAGAAACCUACCGGUAUCCUCACUAGUGAAGGCAACAUAUGGAAGGCUUGCCGAACUAUUUGUUCGCAAGGGGAGAGAGGCUGAGGCACAGAUGGGAACCGGACAACAAUUCAGUCAACACUUGGUAAAGUGUAUUGAGGCAAACCUGAAGACGGCGAGGUGCUUCACGGUGACUUUGUAUGACAGGGAUAAUUCCGAGUUCACCGUGGCAGAAACCACUCCGACUGGUUCCUUCUCAUUGGGUAGCUACAGAGUAUCGCUUGCCUCUCGGACAUGUGACUGCGGCUACUUCCAGGCGCUUCAUUUUCCCUGUCAGCACGUGCUUGCAUGUUGUGCCUACUCACGGGUAAACUGGACUACUUAUGUUCACAGCGUGUACCAAAUUAGUUCGGUCUUCAGUGUGUAUCGGAUGGGAUUUACCCCUCCCAUUCCAGAGGGAUUCUGGCCACCAUACGACGGGCCUACUGUCAUACUGGACCCUGACAAGAGACGUGCGAGAGAGGGUCGUCCGAAGUCCACCAGGAUACGAACAAAUAUGGACGAGGCAGAUCCGAACCGUCCAAAGAGAUGUGGUCUUUGUCGCCAACCCGGACACACACGACGGAGUUGCCCACAGCUUGCUGGAUCGUCCCACACUGGGGGCCCUUAG
Messenger RNA from Arachis stenosperma, 2307 nucleotides. RefSeq lists its product as uncharacterized. Bases 1 to 2307 code for a protein of 768 amino acids. The transcript has a single exon. Lineage: Eukaryota; Viridiplantae; Streptophyta; Magnoliopsida; Fabales; Fabaceae. Gene Ontology annotation, molecular function: zinc ion binding. The record is from RefSeq and is a predicted model, not a curated record.